Messenger RNA from Colletotrichum graminicola M1.001, 1293 nucleotides. RefSeq lists its product as uncharacterized. The coding region runs from base 1 to 1293 and encodes 430 amino acids. The record is from RefSeq and is a predicted model, not a curated record. NCBI's taxonomy places the organism in Eukaryota, Fungi, Ascomycota, Sordariomycetes, Glomerellales, Glomerellaceae. The transcript has a single exon.
AUGCAUCAGCAGGCUCUGCGAUCGGCCGGCAGCCGUAUAAAGCCCGAAGUCGUCGCCAUCAAGACGUGCAUCCGAACCUUUUCCACCACGCAAUGGCGCGCCGCAGACGAACCCUCCUCCGACAACAACAAGGGCAAUGGCAGCGCGGCCCCUUUCAAGAGAGUACCCCUCUCGACCGGACGAGAGCGAUCCCGCGCCGCGGCCAGUGAGAUUGGCCAGCUUCUGAGAGGCGGGCCCCGUACCGGCGGAGCGAGCAACAAUGCGGCGGCCGCCGGCGCGAAGCCCAAAGUCAUCGAUGUCAAGACCCUGCCCAACCGCGGCGGCCUCAGCGGCGGCCUCAGCGGCGGAACGAAUUUCGUGAAGUUGCCGCAGGCCUUCGGGCGCGGCGGGCGCGGCGGACGCGGAGGCUUUGUCGGCGGACGUGAAGGGCGCGACCUCCCCUCGGGGUUCUCGUCCGAAGGACCUAGCCGGGGCGGCUUCAGCGGCCGUGGACGUGGUGGCUUCGGCGGACGAGGCGGCUUUGGGGCCCGUGGGGGAGGGUCAAGAGGACGCGGAGGUCGUGGCGGCGGCGGUCGUGGCGGUCGCGGCGGCCGAAAACCCAGAAGAGAGGGCGAGGACGGGGCCAACGAUGCGGAGAGCAAGGCCAACCGCGCUUCGGUGUACGAGCGUUUCUUCCGUCCCGAGACAGCGGAGGAGCACACCUACGUCCGGGCGCGCGAUCAAGGGUUCCUGCCCGAGGCCUUCACCCCCUCCCUGAACGUCGAGGGGCUGCUGGGGUUCACCCCGUCCUUGCCGAUAACCAGUGCAUCAUCGGCCGUCGCCGCGCCGGCCGCCGUCAUGCGAUCCCUCCGCGAUGUGGCGGGCGGUGCGCACUACACGCCCGACCACUGGUCCGACACGCAGCACACGACAACGGAUCUCGUGUUCAAAGACAAGGGGACGUACUUCUUCAGCGACCUGGCCGAGAAGGACAAGUUCCUCGGGGACGUACGAGCGGCGCCCGAGGACGAUGCGGCAACGAGCGUCAAGGUCAACGCCGCGCUGGCCACGAAGGUCGAGGAGAGCGCGAGCCAGGCCGUGCGGGAGUACAUCAUCGACCGCGUCGUCAAGGGACGGCACGUGACCCCCCAGUUCGUGGAGCGGGGCAGCCGGGACCCGGUGAGCAUGGCGAGGGAGUCGCACCUGGUCAAUGAGACAUACAACGAGGUCGAUGGGCGCAAGUUUGAUGGCAAGAUUGCGGCGUUGGUGGCCAAGGGGAUGCCUGCUGCUGGAGGCAAGACCGCAAGGGCUUGA